Messenger RNA from Malassezia globosa CBS 7966, 1638 nucleotides. RefSeq lists its product as uncharacterized. Gene Ontology annotation, biological process: mitochondrial coenzyme A transmembrane transport; mitochondrial fusion. Gene Ontology annotation, molecular function: coenzyme A transmembrane transporter activity. The coding region runs from base 1 to 1638 and encodes 545 amino acids. The transcript has a single exon. Gene Ontology annotation, cellular component: mitochondrial inner membrane. The record is from RefSeq and is a predicted model, not a curated record. Lineage: Eukaryota; Fungi; Basidiomycota; Malasseziomycetes; Malasseziales; Malasseziaceae.
AUGGCAACGGCGCCCCACAUAAACACGUCAUCAUCAUAUGGGAGAUCGUCAGGAUCGAUGCCAGGCUCAAGCACGGAUGGAGGCAGCAGCUCAGCAGUGCAGCUUCCGCGGACGACGAACCGAUAUUUGUCGGCAGAUGCAGAUGCUGCUCUUGCGAUGCGGUCAGACAAGACGACAGUGGGCGCUGUCGUCACAGGGUUGCUUGUGAGUGGUGCAUUGCAGUAUACGAGCACGUGUCUUGCGAUGCCCUUUGAAGUUGGUAAGCUCUUGCUGCAAGUGCAAUGGGUGCCACGGGAAGACGUCUGGAAGCGUGUGCAAGCAUCGUCAGGCACGACACUCCCAAGGCGCCGGAAGCGUAGUACGAGCGAGUUGGAGCAGGAUCCGUGGAGUGACGCGCGUAGUCGGUCGUCAUCUGCUUGGGCUACCGGGACCGACCCGGACAAUGACGCUGAUCAAGACGGCAUGAGUGCUCGUGGUGCAGGCGGUCAUGCCGAUGGGGAUGAUGCCUGUGACUAUGAGGACGAUGAGGACGACGAUGCACCCAGUAAGUACUUCCGCGAUCCGUCUGAUGUCGCGAGCACAUCAGCGUCGAGGCGGCGCGUCGACAAGCAUGGCUACGUUGUGCCAGAAACACAGGAGGAUGCUAGCACACGGCCCGAGUUCCUAAUGCCUGUGGUCGUAAAGGGAGGUGUGUGGGAGAUGAUCAAGGCUGUCGUACGUGGAAAGGAGGGAUGGAUGGGUCUGUGGAAGGGCGCUUUCACAACGUUUCUCAUGGACUUGUCAUCCACGACGCUGCAGUCGAUCUUGUCGGGCAUCAUGUCCAUCUUUGCACCAACGGCCCUGAAUCCUAUGCCCAUUGCUUUCUCGCCGCAGCCCAUCAAGACGCUGACUCUUUUGAUGACGUCGCAUCUCAUGACGGGCAUCUUUGUGUCGCCGCUGGAUCUGAUAAGAACGCGCCUCAUUGCGCAGUCGACGCUCCCUCAGCACCGCAAGUACAAGGGUCCGUUCGAUGCUCUGCGAACUAUUUUCCGCGAGGAGGGUGGCUGGCGCACCACUUACUUCCACCCGAAUCUGCUGAUUCCGACGAUUCUCGACUACCUGUUCCGCCCACUAUUUGCGCUGAGCGCGCCACUACUGAUUGAGAAUGUGUUCCAUCUUGAUCCAAGCGCAUACCCCAUUUCCUAUGCGCUGGCCGAGCUCGUUAUUUCGACGCUGUCGCUAGGCAUCACACUCCCAAUCGAGACGGUCCGUCGGCGUCUGCAGCUGCAGUACCACGAGCCACUGCGCAAUGAUCGCGUCGGCGGACUUUUGACCGUGCCGAACACGAGCACGGCACGCCGUGGUCUCCGCACAUGUGUCGAGACGCGCCCUGUGCCAUACACGGGCGUCGCCGAGACCGUGUACCGCAUCGUAACCGAGGAGACUGCAGCUCGAUCCGUGGCACCCAAGUCGGACGAUGGUGCCAUGUCCGACGACGAGGCACCCACUGUCGCUGCCAGCACACAUACCCGACUUAGCGGCCUGCGUGGUCUGUAUCGUGGCUUGAGCAUGGGCGUGACAGCCAACUUGUUGGUGUUUGUACUGACCUUGUUAACCGGCGAGCGGCAGACACAGACGACCGGUUGGGCCGAAUUGUAG